GGAUAUGUAAAACAUUGAUGAUCGAUAUUACGAUCCUAACCUUAUAGUUCGUGACAGGCAAUUUUCGGUGUUAUUUGAUCGUGUUGUAAGGCUAAGUGAUAUUAAAAAAAAGUUAUUUAUUAAAAUGGAAUGUUUAAUUGGUAUUCAAUUUAAAGAUUUUGUGUUAGUUGCGGCUGAUAUGACUACAGCUCAAUCCAUUAUGGUUAUGAAAAACGAUGAAGAAAAGAUUCAUAAAAUGUCUGAUAAGCUUAUUAUGGCAGUAUCAGGAGAAUCUGGAGAUACUACACAAUUUUCAGAAUAUAUAGGGAAGAAUAUACAACUUUAUAAAAUGAGAAAUGGUUAUGAAUUAUCUCCAAAAGCAGCUGCAUUAUUUACUAGAAGAAAUUUGGCAGAUUAUCUUAGAAGUAGAACACCAUAUUUUGUCAAUUUAUUAAUGGCUGGUUAUGAUGAUAAUACUGGACCGGAAUUAUACUUCAUUGAUUAUUUAGCAUCGUGUGUUAAGGUGCCUUAUGCGUCACAUGGUUAUGGAGGCUUUUUCUCUCUUUCUAUUUUGGAUAGAUAUCAUAAAUAUGAUUCAACAGAAGAAGAAGCAUAUACACUAAUGAAACGAUGUGUUAGAGAAAUACAUAAGAGAUUGAUAGUUAAUCUUCCAAACUUUAAGGUACAAAAAGUAUCUAAGGAAGGUAUAAAAGAAUUGGAACCUAUCACAGCAAAAAAUUUGGCAAUAGAAGAUGCAGAUAAAGCAUAAAGUAUCUAUUUUUAUUUACAUUAUUUGUAAUAUUAUCAAUACAAAAAAUAAAGAUGUUAAAAUAUCUUAUA
Molecule: messenger RNA, 819 nt
Organism: Apis mellifera (honey bee)
Lineage: Eukaryota; Metazoa; Arthropoda; Insecta; Hymenoptera; Apidae
Product: proteasome subunit beta type-2
Exons: 3
Coding region: 125-748 (207 amino acids)
Biological process (GO): proteasomal protein catabolic process
Cellular component (GO): proteasome core complex; nucleus; cytosol
Molecular function (GO): peptidase activity
Source: RefSeq, a predicted model, not a curated record